UCCAGCCAAAGUAUGAAUGGCCUCCAGGUGGCCACGCCGAGUCUGACUGCAAACUCCUCCCUGACUACUGUGGAGCAAUGUGGUCAGGAGACACCACUGGAAAAUGCCCUCUUUGCCUCCUUCUACCUGCUUGAUUUCAUCCUGGCUUUUGUUGGCAAUGCUCUUGCCUUGUGGCUCUUUGUUCAGGACCAUAAGUCAGGCACCCCUGCCAAUGUGUUCCUGAUGCACCUAGCUGUGGCCGACUUGUCCUGCGUGCUGGUCCUGCCCACCCGCCUUGUCUACCACUUCUCCGGGAGCCACUGGCCGUUUGGGGAGAUCCCAUGUCGCCUUACUGGCUUCUUCUUCUAUCUCAACAUGUAUGCCAGCAUCUACUUUCUCACCUGCAUCAGCGCUGACCGCUUCCUGGCCAUCGUGCACCCCGUCUGGUCCCUCAAGUUGCGCAGGCCCUUCUAUGCCCACCUGGCCUGUGCCUUCCUCUGGAUAGUGGUGGCCACAGCCAUGAUCCCACUGCUGGUGAGCCCACAGACUGUGCAAACCAAUCACACAGUUAUCUGUCUACAGCUCUAUCGGGAGAAGGCCUCUCACCAUGCUCUUGUGUCCCUGGCAGUGGCCUUCACUUUCCCAUUUGUCACCACAGUCACCUGCUACCUGCUGAUCAUCCGCAGUCUGCGGCAAGGCCCCCGGGUAGAGCAGCGGCUCAAGAGCAAGGCCAUUCGCACGAUUGCCAUGGUCCUGGCAAUCUUUCUGAUCUGCUUCGUGCCCUACCAUGUCCACCGCUCCAUCUACGUGCUACACCUGCACAGUCAAAGGCCCUCCUGUACUGCUCAGCGCAUCCUGGCCCUAGGCAACCGAAUCACCUCUUGUCUCACCAGCCUCAAUGGUGCCCUGGACCCUGUCAUGUACUUCUUUGUGGCUGAGAAGUUUCGAAACACCCUGUGCAACUUGCUCUGCAGCAAAAGGCUCUUAGAGCCACCCCCCAGCUUUGAGGGGAAAACCAAUGAUAGCUCACUGAGUGCCAAGUCAGAGCUGUGA
This is a messenger RNA of Chrysochloris asiatica (Cape golden mole), 1032 nucleotides long. It is a transcript of the gene GPR17, whose product is annotated as G protein-coupled receptor 17. Bases 13 to 1032 code for a protein of 339 amino acids. The record is from RefSeq and is a predicted model, not a curated record. Gene Ontology annotation, cellular component: membrane. Gene Ontology annotation, biological process: positive regulation of Rho protein signal transduction; phospholipase C-activating G protein-coupled receptor signaling pathway. The transcript has a single exon. NCBI's taxonomy places the organism in Eukaryota, Metazoa, Chordata, Mammalia, Afrosoricida, Chrysochloridae. Gene Ontology annotation, molecular function: G protein-coupled receptor activity.